Anoplopoma fimbria (sablefish) is the source of this 1555-nucleotide messenger RNA. Its product is annotated as chemokine XC receptor 1-like. Gene Ontology annotation, molecular function: chemokine receptor activity. The record is from RefSeq and is a predicted model, not a curated record. NCBI's taxonomy places the organism in Eukaryota, Metazoa, Chordata, Actinopteri, Perciformes, Anoplopomatidae. Gene Ontology annotation, biological process: chemotaxis; immune response; G protein-coupled receptor signaling pathway. The transcript is spliced from 2 exons. The coding region runs from base 199 to 1257 and encodes 352 amino acids. Gene Ontology annotation, cellular component: membrane.
UAGGUCAGUGGGCGUAACACUACUGUUUCUAGGUAAUGCUGUAACAGCAGCACCUAUGGCUACCAGUUUGCAUGAAUUCAAAGUGUAUUCUUGCUCUUGAAGUGCAGAAUCACUGACUGAACGUGAAACAAAAGAGGAACCUUGAGUUUGCUGUUAUAUGUGACAACUUUUCCUCCACAGCCCAAAACAGCACAAGACAUGACCACCAUCAUUCAGGAAGAAACUACACUGGAGUCCUACUCAACAGUGAGCGGUGGACUUGUGGAAACCACCGAUGAUGUGGUGUAUCCUUGUGAUGAGAUGUUUAACUUUGAAACAAUCAGUGGUGUCUCCCAAAUUUUGAUCUUCAUCUUCAGUGUCACAGGCAACUGUCUUCUCCUUCUUGUUCUCGUCACGCAAGAGAACCUGAGAAAUGUUACUAAUCUAUUCGUCCUGAACCUGGCCUGCUCUGAUUUGAUCUUCACUGUCACGCUCCCAUUCUGGGCCGUCCAUCAGCUGCACCACUGGAUCUUUGGUGAGUUUACCUGUAAGCUGAUGACUGCGGCUUACAUUGUUGGUUUGUACAGCAGCAUCAUUCUACUGACUGCCAUGACUGUGGAUCGGUUCACAAUAGUGGUGCUGCACAACAUGCCGAGCUACUCAGUAAGGAGGCAGAGGUUUGCAAUUGUAGCCUGUGUAGCUGCCUGGGUCAUCAGCACGGCUGCGUCCUUGAGUGAUGCUAUCAAAAUGAAGGUGGAAGAGAGUGGCGGUGCUUUCCUUUGUGAGGAUCUCUCUGAUGAACAUGAUGUCAAGCUUGGCUAUUAUCUCCAGGUGUCACUGCUCUUCUUCCUCCCAUUGGCCAUCAUUGUUUUCUGCUAUUCUGCCAUCCUCAAGACAGUUUUGCAGGCCUCAAACAGAAAAACGUCCAGGACUGUAGUGCUGGUGUUAUGUAUUGUCGCCGCCUUCUUCAUCUGCUGGGGACCUCACAGUAUUUUGCUUUUCAUCGGAACUCUGUACGAACCCAAAGACUGCAAUGCACAGGAACGCUUGGAGAUUGCCUAUUCUAUUUGCCACAUGCUUGCUUAUUCUCACUGCUGUAUGAACCCUCUGCUGUAUAUGCACUCACAAAAGACGCGAAGACAUCUUUUGGAUUUGUUAUGCUGUGAGAAAGCCAAGAAUAAGAAAAGGGAAAGAGCAACUGGCCAGAGCACUCAGAUCGUAGCUUUUGUGGCAAAAAAACCUCUGCUGUUACGUUUGAACUACACAGCAAAUAGAUGAAUGAAACCUGAAAGUGCUUUCACAUCAUAUAGUUUGUAUUUAUUUAACCCCACCUAUGUUUGCACAUUUCCUUACAAAUAUGAGAGGGUCUUUUUGUAUGUAAAUAUAUUUUAUAAAUGUACCAAGUAAAUUAUUAUAUUUGUUAAAAGAGAAAUCUUGUUAGUAAAGGAUGUCAGUGUGUAUGAUGGUGUGUAAAUAUGCUUUUACUGUAACAUGCUUGAAUAAAAUGAAGCUGGAAUCUAUAUGUCUUUUUUCACUUCUGUUUUCCACCUAUUGCAUUGAAAUGUCAUGAGAGGCU